CUCGAGCUUUCUCAGGGCUCUCUCUCUCUAAUUCUAACCAAGCGAACGAAGAGAGAGAAGAAAAUGGCCCUCGCGAGCGGCUCUACUCUCUCCUUCACCAACCCUCUCCACCAACUCUCCCCAUCCUCCGCCGCAACCGCCUGCGGCGGCCAGCUGCACCACUUCCCCUCCCUCCGCCCCACCCAGCCGCGCCACGCCGGCCCCCGCCCGAUCUCCGCCGUCCACGCGGCCGAGCCCGCUAAGAACCCUGCCGUCGCCGAGAAGCCCCCAGCUUCCGCCCCUGCGGUGGCGCCGGCGAAGUGGGCGGUGGACAGCUGGAGGUCGAAGAAGGCGCUCCAGCUGCCGGAGUACCCGGACAGGAAAGAGCUGGAGUCGGUGCUCCGGACGAUUGAGAACUUCCCGCCGAUCGUAUUCGCCGGCGAGGCCCGCCACCUCGAGGAGCGCCUCGCGGACGCCGCCGUCGGCAAGGCCUUCCUCCUCCAAGGCGGCGACUGCGCCGAGAGCUUCAAGGAGUUCAACGCCAACAACAUCCGCGACACCUUCCGCAUCCUCCUCCAGAUGAGCGCUGUCCUUAUGUUCGGCAGCCAGAUGCCCGUCAUCAAGGUGGGGCGGAUGGCGGGCCAGUUCGCGAAGCCGAGGUCGGAGCCGUUCGAGGAGAGGAACGGGGUCAAACUCCCGAGCUACAGGGGAGAUAACGUCAACGGCGACGCGUUCGAUGAGAAGUCGAGGACGCCGGAUCCACAGAGGAUGAUCAGGGCCUACUGUCAGGCGGCGGCGACGCUCAACCUCCUCCGGGCCUUCGCCACCGGAGGCUACGCCGCGAUGCAGCGGGUGACGCAGUGGAAUCUUGACUUCACCGAGCACAACGAGCAGGGUGACCGGUACCGAGAGCUUGCCCACCGAGUGGACGAGGCACUGGGGUUCAUGUCAGCAACAGGGCUGACAGUGGACCACCCUAUCAUGACAACGACCGAGUUCUGGACCUCUCAUGAGUGCCUCCUCCUCCCUUACGAGCAGGCCCUCACUCGCGAGGACUCCACCUCUGGCCUCUUCUAUGACUGCUCUGCCCACUUCCUCUGGGUCGGCGAGCGCACCCGCCAGCUCGACGGAGCCCACGUCGAGUUCCUCCGUGGCAUCGCCAAUCCCCUUGGCAUCAAGGUAAGUGAUAAGAUGGACCCGAGGGAGCUGGUGAAGCUUAUAGAAAUACUAAACCCUCACAACAAGCCAGGGAGGAUCACAAUAAUUACAAGGAUGGGGGCUGAGAACAUGAGGGUGAAGCUGCCCCACCUCAUUCGAGCGGUCCGUGGAGCUGGCCAGAUCGUCACCUGGGUCAGCGAUCCCAUGCAUGGGAACACCAUCAAGGCCCCCUGUGGCCUCAAGACCAGACCUUUUGAUGCCAUCCGGGCGGAAGUACGAGCAUUCUUUGAUGUGCAUGAGCAGGAAGGGAGCCACCCUGGAGGCAUUCAUCUGGAGAUGACGGGGCAAAAUGUGACUGAGUGCAUUGGUGGCUCUCGAGCCGUGACCUUUGACGAUCUGGGCUCGCGCUAUCACACCCACUGUGACCCAAGGCUCAACGCAUCGCAGUCUCUGGAGCUCGCUUUCAUCAUUGCAGAGCGUCUUAGAAAGAGGAGGAUCCGCUCGCCGCACUUCACCAAUUUGAGCUCUUUGCCCCCAUUGCCCUUCUGAGUGCAUGAAGUUUGGUAUAAUCCGCAAGUUUGAUAUAAGCUCGUGUAUCUCGCGAUGUACUUUAUGUUUACGUUACAUGUUUGUAAUGGAAUAAAAGCAACGGAAUGGUCGCUGUCACAUCAAGUGGUUGGGUCGGAAGACCGUCUGUGUGGUCGAGAAGGCAUCGGGAAGGCAGUGUGGUUGGUGGGGCUAAAUCUUUUUGUCGUUGGGGUAGACAUUAUUGGUUUAAAGCAUGGUGUUCCUUCAUCCCACUUAUCGUUCCUUGUCCA
This is a messenger RNA of Elaeis guineensis (African oil palm), 1955 nucleotides long. RefSeq names its product phospho-2-dehydro-3-deoxyheptonate aldolase 1, chloroplastic. Gene Ontology annotation, molecular function: 3-deoxy-7-phosphoheptulonate synthase activity. The record is from RefSeq and is a predicted model, not a curated record. NCBI's taxonomy places the organism in Eukaryota, Viridiplantae, Streptophyta, Magnoliopsida, Arecales, Arecaceae. Gene Ontology annotation, biological process: aromatic amino acid biosynthetic process.